This is a messenger RNA of Rosa chinensis, 1445 nucleotides long. Its product is annotated as BAHD acyltransferase At5g47980. Bases 1 to 1338 code for a protein of 445 amino acids. The record is from RefSeq and is a predicted model, not a curated record. The transcript has a single exon. NCBI's taxonomy places the organism in Eukaryota, Viridiplantae, Streptophyta, Magnoliopsida, Rosales, Rosaceae.
AUGGAUUUAGAAAUGAAGGUUGAAGUGAUCGAAAAGGAAACAGUUACACCAUCAUCCCCUACUCCUCACCACCUUAAAACUUUCAACCUUUCUAGCUUUGAUCAGUUUAUGCCUGACGUAUAUGUUCGACUACUUCUCUUCUUUCCCAACAAUAGUAUUAUUGAUCAUAAGGUCAAUACAGUUGAUCACCACCACUCUUUAAUUACCGAAAGAUCCAAGCUUUUGAAAACGUCAUUAUCUCAAACCCUCAGCCACUUCUAUCCCUUCGCCGGAAGAAUAUUUAGCCACAAUAAUAUUCUUUCAAUAUGUUGCAAUGACCAUGGGGCAGCAUUUAUCCAAACUCGAGUCAACUGUCCCAUAUCGAAGGUUAUGGAAAAGUACCUUCCUGGGACACAAAAUCAAUUACUUCCAAAUGCAUCGGAAUCAACAUUUGAAAGCACAGGCUAUCUUCUGUUAGUCCAAGCCAAUUUCUUUGAAUGUGGUGGACUUGCUAUUGGGGUAAGCAUUUCACAUAAGAUCGCGGACGGCUACACACUCUAUACAUUCAUCCGUAGCUGGGCAACAAUGAGCCUUGGCUCUGAUGUAAUAGCAGUUCCAGCUGUGGAAUUUGGUGUUGUAGCUUCUCUUUACCCACCACAAGAUAUCUUCACCAACUCAUCGAAAACUUCCUUUGAACAUGUUUACGGAGAUUGUGUGACAAGGAGAUUUGUGUUUGAUGCGUCAAAGAUUCUAUCUCUUAAGUCUAAAGCUGCCAGUGCCACAAUGCCAAAUCCAACUCGCGUUGAAGUAGUGUCUGCCCUCAUCUGGAAAUGUGCAAUGGAAGCAUCAAGAUCAAAGUUUGGUUCUAUAAGGCCAUCUAAGUUGUCUCAAGCUGUGAACUUUAGGAAAGUAAUGGGGAACACAAAUUUGAUGGGAAAUCUUCUGGGAUUCUUCCAAGCAAAGACAAAAGAAAGUGAAGCAAAUCUGCAAAGCUUGGUUACUAUACUAAGGAAAGGCAUUGAGGAAUUUAAAGUGAAAUAUGGUAAUGAAAUUAGCAGGGAUGAUGCUGCACGUGAACUUUACAAAGAUUUUGUGAACCUAAUGGGAAAAGAUGAUACAAAAAUCUAUAAAUACACCAGUUGGUGCAGGUUUGGCUUCUAUGAAGCCAAUUUUGGAUGGGGAAACCCAUCAUGGGUGAGCAUCCCAGGUCGACGAGUCAAGAAUCUCAUUCUAUUGCUUGAUACAAAAGAUGGAGAUGGCAUAGAAGCGUACUUGAAUUUUGAUGAAGACGAAAUGGCUGUAAUUGAAACCAAUAAGGAGCUGCUUGCAUAUGCCUCUCUCAAUCCUAUUAUUAAUUGAUAUGGUACCCCCACCCUAAGAAAAUAAAAUAAAGCCUCCUCUUGUGUGCGGAUGAAAGCUUAGCGGAGUCUUGGCAUCAUCAGGAAACUUGUUAUAUAAGAAAGUAG